This is a messenger RNA of Cuscuta campestris, 2567 nucleotides long. The record is from the annotation of a GenBank genome assembly. Lineage: Eukaryota; Viridiplantae; Streptophyta; Magnoliopsida; Solanales; Convolvulaceae.
ACUGCCCAGUUGCUCACGUGAAGGCUAAUCUCUCUGCCCCUCACUGAUAAAGAAUCCAGCAAAUAUGAAUGCCCCAUCUUAGAUUUUCUUUUCUUUAUUCAGUGAAAACUACUCCGUAUUUCUUUAUGAAAAAGAUUUGAUUUUUUCUCCCUAUCCCAUUCAGCCUUUUAUUCUGGGAUUUUGUCUUGCGGCGCGGGAUGAUGGGUUUCUUGAAAAAAAGCUGGAUCUCAUUGCCUCUUGGUAGGGUUUUGGCCAUAAAUGUAUGGGAUUUUUUUGGGAUUUCUUCUAAGGUUUUGGGCUGCUCAAAUGAUGCUCAUAAAAAUCUAUGGGUAUUUAUAAUUCUGUAAUUUGUAGUUGGAUUCUUGGAAAAAGAAGAAGAGAAAUAAAAGGAGAGGAUUUGUUAGCAUGGAUGAUGGCAGAUGUAGGACGAUUGUGUGGUUUAGGAGGGAUUUGAGGGUUGAGGACAACCCAGCUUUAGCUACUGCAGCUAGGGAGGGGAGGAUUUUCCCAGUCUUCAUAUGGUGCCCUAAAGAAGAAGGGCAGUUCUACCCUGGAAGAGUCUCAAGGUGGUGGCUGAAACAGUCACUCAUUCAUUUGGACCAGUCUUUGAGAUCCCUUGGAGCUGAACUGACUCUCAUAAGGACUGACAGUACCCUUAAUGCCCUCUUGCAAAUCAUCUCUGCUGUUCAUGCAACAAAACUUGUCUUUAAUCAUCUCUAUGAUCCUAUUUCCGUCGUGCGUGAUCACGAGAUCAAACAAAAACUGAGGGAGUGUGAGCAUUGUGUGCAAAGCUACAAUGCUGAGUUGUUGAAUGAACCAUGGGAAGUUUAUAACGACGAUGGAAAAGCUUAUACGAAAUUCGAUGCAUAUUGGCACAAGUGUUUGCACCAGACCAAAGAACCCGUGGCACAUCAUCUUCCUCCAUGGAAAUUAGAGCAAGCUCAAGGCUCAAUCAAGAAGUUCUCUAUUGAAGACUUGGGUCUUGAGAAUGAAACCGAAAAGGCUAGCAAUGCCUUACUUGGAAGAGGAUGGUCACCAGGAUGGAGCAAUGCCGAUAGAGCACUAGCCGAUUUCGUAGAGCAUCACUUGCUCAAUUACUCAGAAAAACGCCAUAGAGUUGGAGCCAAUUCCACUUCACUCUUAUCUCCCCAUCUCCAUUACGGAGAAUUGAGCACAAGAAUGGUUUUCCAUCGCGUGCACAUGAAACGUCUUGUCUGGGCAAAAGAAGGGAACUCAAAAGGAGAAGAAAGCGCAGGCCUGUUCCUAAGAGCCAUUGGGCUGCGAGAGUAUUCGCGCUACAUCUGUUUCAACUUUCCAUUCACUCAUGAAAGGUCAUUGCUGAGCAACUUGAAGUAUUUCCCUUGGAAGCCCGACCAGACCCGUUUCAAGGCUUGGAGGCAGGGUCAGACCGGGUACCCGUUAGUCGACGCAGGAAUGAGAGAGAUGUGGGCUACUGGAUGGGUUCAUAAUAAGAUAAGAGUCAUCGUUGCGAGUUUCUCCGUGAAGUUUCUUCUGCUUCCAUGGCAAUGGGGGAUGAAGUAUUUUUGGGACACUCUUCUUGAUGCAGACUUGGAAAGUGAUGUUCUUGGAUGGCAAUAUAUAUCUGGCAGCUUACCCGAUGGUCAUGAGCUUGAGCGCCUUGAUUGCCCCGAGGUUCAGGGUUUCAAAUUUGACCCAGAUGGUGAUUAUGUGAGGCAAUGGCUGCCUGAGCUAGCAAGAGUACCAACAGAGUGGAUCCAUCACCCUUGGGAUGCACCUCCUGCCGUGCUUAAAGCUGCUGGUCUGGAAAUAGGUUUGAACUAUCCAAAGCCGAUAAUCGACGUGGAAUUAGCAAGGGAACGGUUAUCCGAAGCCAUAUCCACAAUGCAAGCUGCUGCACCAGCAGAUAAUCCCAUUGCAGAUGAUGAGGUUGUGUUUGAGAACUCGGACUGCAACGGGCAUUUGGUCGCCCCAAACGCGACUUGCCCUAGCAAUUCGUCUCGUGACCAGAAGGUCCCGUCCAUCCGUAAUGGGAUUGGGAAUAAAAAGAGACCAAAGACUGAAGAAGAGGAAAGAGUGGAAAGGGACGAGUUCCAUCGCCAGAAGAAGAAUGAAAAGGGGGAGGUGUCGAAGAUGGACGAAGAGCUGUGCUCAACUGCAGAAUCUUCUUCAAUGAAGAAGCAGAACACGAGCAGUAGUAGCAGAAAUUCGUUCUCCGUUCCCGAAGGUACUUCGAGCGGGACAUCUGUCCAUGAUCAAGAAUCAUCAAUGUGAAUGUAGUAGGGAUGUAGGGUACAUGCCCUAACCCCCCCCCCCCCCGGGCAUGGUACAACAGGUGAUGCAUGAGGUACAUGCAAGCUAAGAAUUUAUACACUAGAGGGCAGAUGUCACAGGUUAUCAGUAUGUGUAUUGUGUAAGAAAGAAUAAAUGUAAAUCAAAGAGAGGAAGAAAGCAAAAUUGUGUUAGGUCUCCAUAUUGUAAAAUGAUCUUUCUGUUGUAACACAGAAUUUGGGGUAACAAUAUAGGGCGAUACUCUACAGGGAUUUGGACGGCAGAUUGAUUGAUCCGAAGAAAAUAAUUUUUUGUUU